Messenger RNA from Argentina anserina (silverweed cinquefoil), 876 nucleotides. RefSeq lists its product as uncharacterized. Gene Ontology annotation, biological process: DNA integration. The record is from RefSeq and is a predicted model, not a curated record. NCBI's taxonomy places the organism in Eukaryota, Viridiplantae, Streptophyta, Magnoliopsida, Rosales, Rosaceae. The coding region runs from base 1 to 876 and encodes 291 amino acids. The transcript has a single exon. Gene Ontology annotation, molecular function: nucleic acid binding.
AUGCUCAAGGACUGCAUCAGCUUUGCACAUGGUUAUAUCGAAUGUCAAAUUCAUGGACCAGUCCAGCAUAUGCCAGACGUUCCUCUGCAACCAAUCAUUAAACCUUGGCCAGGUCGCGGCUGGGCUUUAGACUUCAUUGGAAAGAUUCAUCCAAAUUCUUCUUUACAACACAAGCACAUUCUACUUGCUAUAGAUUUCUUCACCAAGUGGGUAGAGGCUAUACCAGUCAAGACAACAUCUUCAGAGGUGAUCACUGACUUUAUCUUCAAAUAUAUUAUCGCCAGAUAUGGCAUCCCAAAGUGUUUGGUAGCAGACAGGGGGGUAGGUUUCAUGGCUGAAAAGACUCAGAAGUUCUUAGCUGAUUAUGGAAUCAAGUUUCUGCACUCUAGUCCUUAUUAUGCUCAGUCGAAUGGCCAAGCAGAAGUUAGCAACUGGGUCAUUAUGUUUAUACUCAAACGAAUGUUGGAUGCAAAUCCGCGAUCUUUGCACAAUGAGUUGGAUCACACGCUAUGGGCUUAUAGAACUUCAAAACGAACUCCAACCGGUACUACACCUUAUGCCUUGAUGUAUGGACAUGAUGCAGUGCUUCCUAAUGAGAUUAAUGUUGAGUCACUGAGGGUUUGCGAGCAACACCAGUUGAUUGGCGACGACUAUGUCCAGGCUAUGUAUCAAGAACAUGAAGACUUGGAUUCUCGACGGAUGGAAGCAAUAAACAGCCUUAUUGCAGAAAAGAAGAAGAUAGCACGACUAUAUGACAAACGAACGAGAGGACGCAGCUUUGGAGUUGGGGACUUAGUUUGGAAUGCUUGUUUGCCUUACGGUGAACGCGUUGAUGGUCUUGGUAAAUGGCUGCUAAAUGGGAAGGUCCUUUUGUGA